Cladocopium goreaui is the source of this 2023-nucleotide messenger RNA. Lineage: Eukaryota; Dinophyceae; Suessiales; Symbiodiniaceae. The record is from the annotation of a GenBank genome assembly.
UGUUGGACAACCCCUCCGUGGACAGGGACAGGGUUGGUAGUGAAUGGAGAUGGUUCAGAACGAUGUGAGCCCAAGCAGUCAGAUGUCACAGGUUCGCCGCUUUAUUGAACGUGAUGAGACAUCUCGGCAGAGCACAGGCCGCAUCAACAUCCUGCGAGUACACAAUGCACAGCAUUCCGGGUGGUCCUCUUUUUGGGCUGAUCCCUUCCACUCGGUGAUUCAUCAUAGCACCAUCAAGAUCAUCGCCUUUUUCUGUGCAAGCUAUCUCUUCACGCACUUGGUGUUUUCCUUGAUCUACUUCAUGAUUGAUGCUUCAUGCCAAUUGCAGAUCGAGUCCCUUCUGGAUGCCAUGUAUCUCAGCCUCGAGGUUGGUACCACCAUUGGUUGGGGCCUGCCUGGGUCACCCUACAUGAAAGCUGCUGAUUCCAAGGGUGGCUGCAUGAGCGGUAUCUUCAUCAUCUACUUGCACACGCUGGUGAUGCAGAUUCAAAACGCCAUCAUGAUCGGCCUGAUGUUUUGCCGCCUCUCUCGUGGCACCAGCCGCGCAGCGUCCCUGAUAUUCACAGACAAAGCCGUGAUCCGGGAAAUCGGCGGCAAGUUCUUCUUCAUGUUCCAGGUUUGCGAACAACGGAAGCAUCAGCUCGUGGAGGCCAAGAUCCGCUGCUAUGCGUUGUCCACCACCGUGGGGGGUCAGACCAUCAACGGUGCCACCAUGGCCCCAAUGGGAAGUUUUGAGCUGGUGGGUUCACCGGAAUUGGGGCACCCCGAGAAGAGCAACAUUGAUUGUACCUUGCCGAAAGCUCCAGUCGUGAAACUGAAGCCUGCAGCCUCAGGGCUAUUCCGGCCGCAGCUUUCACUGCUGCCACAUCGGAAUGAGCUGAACCCAAGCCCAACCGUUUGGGAAGUGCUGGGGCCUGAAGUUGCUGCCUUCAAGACGAAUGACCGGAAAUGGACGGCGGUUGGAAUUCAAGUCCGAUCUCAGCUUUUAAGGCAGCGUGUUCAGGAAGGCUUCCUGGAACUUCCAGGUGACCCUUCAAAGAGCAGCGCCGAACGAAGCACCGGUGACAGGAGCUCCAAGGAUGUCCAUGAACAGCUUCCGGUGGCCAUCGGCUGUCUUCACUUGGCUCGGCACCCCCGGCUUCGCCCUUGCCGUGCCACGCAUGAGGAUCGGAAGAAGCGGGUGGGUCAUGUCACCAACAUCGGCCCUGAGGGCAAAAAGAGGCUUCGCCCGGGAGCGCAGCAUCUGAGUCCCUUGGCGCCUGCGAAGGAGAUGCCCUUCCCAUCCGCAGCCUCUGCGCAUCGGGAUGGCUAUGCAGAUCCGGAGGAACGUGGCCAUCGCUUUGAUCUGCUGCCACCUCCUCCAGAUAGGCCGUACCUGUCCCACCAGGGCUCACUGCAGCCGGCGUUGAGGAGUCGCUUGGAUGUCACCACAGACAUUCGUUUCGAAGGCUCCAUGGGGUCAGUUCUGCCCAAGACAGCCGACACGGUAUGUUUGGUCCCUGAGCCGCAUCUCCGGGUGCUGCGACCCGAUCAGCGCCAACGCAGCACUGCGGCCCUGACAGAGACCGAGGAGAUGACCUCCAUCUUGGAAAAGGAAGGGCGCUGGCACCAAGCCCUACGCCCACGGCAGGAGGACAUAGAGUCCCUGGAGCGCUUCAGCCGCUGGAGCGACGAUGAGCUGAGAACUCGCCUCAUGGAUUGUGCUGAACUGGUCUCGGGCUCCAGGGUCCAGCUCAUGGAUCGACUCACGAAGAAGCGCCAACGUGAUAUGCGACCUUGGAAAAUGUGGACAAAAAAGGAGGUGGAACAAGAAUGCCUUCGCUUGGGAUUACCAGUGCACAAAAAGAAGAGUGACAAUGUGCAGACCAUCGAAGAUGCAGAGGUCAGGAAUCGCGAAGCCGAGCUAAGCGACGAGGAUCUCUACUUCGAGUUGUGCUAUCGCAAGUUGCCCUACAGCCACAGCCGCGAGGAGAACGAGCAGCGGCUGCGGACGGCCCUGUCCGGCCUGGGACGGUCCAUAUGA